Bactrocera dorsalis (oriental fruit fly) is the source of this 2055-nucleotide messenger RNA. RefSeq lists its product as uncharacterized. The coding region runs from base 690 to 1706 and encodes 338 amino acids. The transcript has a single exon. Lineage: Eukaryota; Metazoa; Arthropoda; Insecta; Diptera; Tephritidae. The record is from RefSeq and is a predicted model, not a curated record.
AAAAAAUUUUUUGAGAGUAAAGGGAUCUUAGAGGCAACGCUUUUAAAUAUGAAAAACUUUUCAGAAAACCUUCCUUAUACUCAUUUCAUCAAUAGCAGCUUUUGGCAAAAUUCAAAGAAAAAUAAUGUAACGAUUCCAUUUUUUUUGUAUAUGGAUGACUUCGAAAUUAAUGAUCCUUUGGGCAGUAAAUCUGGCCAACAAAAAAUUUGCGGUAUAUAUUAUAACUUUCCAAGCGUACCUCAGUACCAACUUAGCAAAUUAUCAAAUAUAUUUGUAGCAGGGUUUGUUAAAGUUCGAGAUCUACAAGAUUGUGGAUUUACUGUUUGCCUUACACCACUUCUGAAUAUUUUAAAAACAUUGGAAAUUAAUGGCCUUCAAAUAAAUGUAGUUUGCCAUCUAACUGUAUAACACAUUUUAAACUAGUACAAAUUUUAGGCGAUAAUCUUGGUCUUAACACUGCAUUAGGCUAUGUCAGUUCUUUUUCUGCGAAUUCUUGGUGCAGAAUAUGCAAAAGGCAAAGACUUCAAACUCGUACAGAUUGUCUUGAAGUCCCGAACUCAUUACGAACUAGAAGUAGUUAUAAUAGGGAUAUUUUACUGAACAAUCCUGUUGUUAGUGGCAUUAAAAAUGUUUCGAUAUUUAAUUCCUUGUCAAACUUUCAUGUAACCGAUAAAAUUGCUUGUGACAUAAUGCACGAUUUAUUUUUGGGUGUUUGCAAAUAUAAUUUUUCCAAAAUUUUACAUUAUUUUGUGUAUGAAAAAAAGUUUUUUUGUUUAGAAACUUUGAAUUACAGGAAACAGAUGUUUCAGUAUGGGGAUACAGAAAUUGGCAAUAUAAGUCCACCCAUUCAAAAGCACCAUAUACAAAACGCUUCAUUCAAAAUGAACGCGAGACAGAUGAAAACAUUUUCUCACUUGAUAUUGCUCAUGGUAGGUGAUCUAAUUGAUCGAGAUGAUUUAGUAAAUAAAUUCCUUAUUCUGUUCGUAAGACUAAUUGAUCUGCUUUUGUUAUCUAAUUACAACGAUACAAUUUUAAAUGAUCUCCAAUUAUUAAUUGAAGAGCAUAAUUUUACGUACCAAAAAUUAUUUAAGGAACAUCUGAAACCAAAGUUUCAUAACCUAGUGCAUUAUCCUACAAUAAUUAAAAAAUUGGGGCCAAUAAAACUUUUAUGGACAUUUCGGUUCGAAGCUGAACAUCAGUUGUACAAGCAAUACGCGCAAAGCAUUACCUCCAGAACAAAUGUUCCAUUAACAUUAGCAAUUAAAUCCUCCUUACGAUUCGCUAACUGUGUUUUAAAAAACAAUUUUUUUCAGCCAGAAUAUAGUUUUACAAAUAUUGAAGAAAUUAAAAUGGGAUGCAAUGAACAUUUGUCAUCUAUAAAUUUGAAUUUCAGCUUGUACAAGAGAACAAAUGAAAUUAUGUUCCGAGGUGUUAAAUUUAAAAUUGGCCACAUAGUUACUGUAACUAUAAAUGAAAAUAUAAAUAUAUAUGAAGUAUUGGAUUUUAUAAUUAAAGAAAAUAAUGUAGAAAUUGUUGGAAAAAAAUGGACACACCUAAAUUUUUCAGAAAGGUUUCAAUCAUAUCUUAUGGGGCCCGUUAUAGAAAUAUAUGAUGUCAUAAAUUUGACAACGUUAGAUGGUCCACCUAUUCACUUUUAUUUGCUUAAUAAUGGCCUUAAAGUUUUAAGACAAAAGAAGUAUUGGUAAUUUAAUUUAUUGAUUUCUUAUUUAAUGUGUAUAAUAAUUAUAUAUUUUAUUUGCUAUUUAUAUUAUAUACAUUCUAUUACAAAACUCAUACUUAUAAACCUAAGUUUCAGAAUUUUAAGAAAAAGUUUUUAUCAGUUUGUAGUUUGAUAAUUAAUUAAAUUUUUGUAUGUAUGGUUUAUGGUAUGUGGUUAUUAAACUAUAAUAAAAAAAAAUAAUGUGAAUUAUUUGUGAAAAGAUCUCAAAACCUUUUCCAUAUUUUAUUACUUACGAAAAGAAUCGUGUUAAGUUAUUUUAGUUAUUUUUUUACCCAACUUAUGUAAUAAAUAAACAUAAAAUGUUUAGAAUUGAA